Erythranthe guttata (spotted monkey flower) is the source of this 2339-nucleotide messenger RNA. Its product is annotated as putative late blight resistance protein homolog R1A-3. NCBI's taxonomy places the organism in Eukaryota, Viridiplantae, Streptophyta, Magnoliopsida, Lamiales, Phrymaceae. Gene Ontology annotation, biological process: defense response to other organism. The record is from RefSeq and is a predicted model, not a curated record. Gene Ontology annotation, molecular function: ADP binding.
GAAUUGUGAAAGUACUAUUGUGGGCAUGGAAAACGACUUGGUGAAAAUCAAAGAUCAGCUGACUGGAUCGUCGUGUAAUCUGGAAAUCACCACGAUUGUGGGGAUGGGAGGGAUAGGUAAAUCCACACUGGCUAAAAUGCUGUACGACGACCCACUGAUAGUGUACCACUUCUAUGUUCGUGCAUGGAUUACUGUUUCCCAAGAUUAUCGAGUGAAAACAAUGUUGCUAGGCCUUAUUCGUUUUGUUGCUCAGCUGACGGAUGAUGUAUGCGCAAAGUACGAUGAGCCUGACGAGCAGAAUCGUGUAGUCUUGAAAGAUGGUAUCAACCAGCUGAGUGAUCAAAGUUUAGCCGAGCAACUGUACCGGAGCUUAAAGGGUAAGCGGUAUCUUAUCGUAAUGGACGAUGUUUGGUGUAAUGACGCGUGGGAUGAUGUCAGGCGCUCGUUUCCGGACGACAAGAAUGGAAGCCGUAUUAUUCUGACCAGCCGCCUUAUGGAAGUGGCUCUUCGUGUUAAUGCCAAGAGUGCCCCACAUCAUAUGCAGUUUCUGAGUGUAGAUGAAGGGUGGGAGCUGCUAAAGUCGAAGGUCUUCUCGAAAAGACAAGGCUGUGCUUCUGAAGAACUGGAGGAAAUCGGGAGGCGAAUAGUGGACAAGUGUCGAGGCCUCCCCCUAGCAAUCGUGGUUAUCGCAGGCCACCUGUCGAAAACGGACAAGAACGUAGACGUUUGGACAAGGGUUGCAGACAAUGUAGGCUCGCUUGUGGCGAAAAACCAAGAGCAAUUCUCGAACAUUAUAGCUAUGAGUUACAACCACUUACCUCACCAUUUAAAAGCUUGUUUCCUCUACAUGGGAGCUUUCCCCGAAAAUAUUGAUGUCCCCAUGUGGAGAAUUAUAGCGUUGUGGAUUGCGGAGGGGUUUUUGAAGCGAGAAACGACGAAAAUCUUGGAAAAGGUGGCUGAGGAGUAUUUGGAGGACCUCAUCGACAGAAGUUUAAUUUUGGCCGAAAAGAGGAUUAAUGGCAGAGUCUCGACAUGUCGAAUCCAUGAUCUUGUUCGUGAAUUUUGCUUGAGACAAGCCGAGAAAGAAAACUUUUGGUAUGUUAUGAGGAGGCGGGACCUACUUUCUCCCGAAGGCCUACAGAACCACCGCCGCCUAUGUGUCCACUCGGACAUAUUUCCGUAUGCCGUCUCCGAAUAUUCGAAUCCGCAAGUUCGUACCUUACUAUCAUCAAAUUCUUCGACCGGGCUGUCCUUUUUGCCGGAUUCUGUGCUCUCUUGUUUGGGUUUUAAACUGCUCAGGAUAUUGGAUUUGAUCAGCUACUAUUUCAGCGAUUUUCCGAUUCAAGUACUGAAACUGUUUCAUCUGAGGUAUCUUGCCCUCUCAACGAGCGGUGAGCUUCCUACAAAAGCAUCUAAACUCGGAAGAGAUUUUGGGAAAUGGUGCAAUAUCCCAUUCUCGAAAAGAACAACCAAUCCUCCUAUAUCGAUAUCCAAUCUCGUGAAUCUAGAGAUCUUGAUCGUUCAUUGGGGGAUGCGGGAAAGCCACAAUCUACCGUUGGAUAUCCAGAUGAUGACACAGUUGAGGCACAUCCAUUUGAAGGGUGCAGUUGUUUAUUUUGACGAUCUCUUCCUAAUGGAGACGAAAAACCCGUUGGUAUUAUCGAAUCUACAAACUCUUCUGACCGUGAGCUCGGCAAAUUUCAGCCAAAAAAAAAUGUUCCCUAUGGCUAUCGUCCCCAACCUUAAGAAGUUGGGAAUUAUAGUAUCAGACAAGAACCAUGAUUUUUUUCUCAACGACCUCUCCUCUCUACACUGUCUCGAAACAUUGAAGUUGACUUUUGUUGACUCGCGGAACGAGAAUUCUUCGGCAGUAUCGAGGUGGGAUGCCUUCCCGCCGAAGCUCAGGGCAUUGACUUUAUGUGGUGGCCACCUGCCGUGGGAAGAUAUGGUCAACAUUGGUAAAAUACCCGAGCUGGAGGUGCUCAAGGUGAAAGACCGUGCCUUUGCGGGGAGAAUAUGGGAAACGGCCGACGAAGGGUUUCUCGGGCUUAAGUUUUUGUUGCUGGAGAAGAGUGAGAUCGAGAUUUGGGAAGCGACGAGCGAUCACUUCCCUCGUCUUCAACAUUUGGUUUUGAGGCUGUGUGGUUGCUUAGAAGAGAUCCCUUUCGGUGUGGGAGGGAUACCUACACUGCAAAUGAUUGAGAUUUAUUCCUGUGCGCAUUCGGUUGUUUCGUCAGCUAAAAGAAUCCAAGAGGAACAACAAAGCUAUGGCAACGAUGAUCUUGAAGUUCGAAUCAACUUGGUUUAAAGUUUAUUAAAUCCCAGCGUGUUCCAUUAUU